AUAUCAAGGGGUGAAUUGAAAACUUUUAUUAAAAGUUCUAAAAAGCAAGUUUUGAACUUUUGCAGAGCUGCGAUCCCAAGAUAAUAUUCAAAAUGAAAAAGAUUGAAUGCUUAACGAAUCCCAAGUUUGUUUCGACAUCGUUAUGCGUUUUGAAAGCGAUAAAUUGGAAUAAGGCAAUCGCUCAAAUGGAUUGUGAGAUUAUUCAACCCGUACGCAAUAUGACUGUUCGAGUCAGGGUUUACAAACAGGACUAUAACAAUCAAUAUCAGCCCUUUCUAAUCGAUGUUAUAUUGAAUAUGUGUAACGUGCUCUCGAAAAGGAACUUUUCGCCUUAUGGCGUAAUAAUUCGAAAGCUAUGUGAACGAUUUACGAAUUUUAAUCACUCUUGCCCCUUCAUAGGCCACAUUAUGGCCCGCAAUUUGUACAUCGAUGAGAGCCUAUUGCCGACAUUCCCAUUGGGUAUCUAUCAAUUUUCAGUUUUCAUAAUGGAAAAUCAUGUCAACGGCUUCGACUACAUUGGGGAAAUCAAGAUUUUUGUUCAUGCCAUGGAGAUGGUUAAAUUGAAUAGAAGAAAAACUACGAAAAACAUUAACGUAAGUUUAAAUCAGCCUCCAAAGUAAAAUGAGUUUUGCUAACCCAAUUUCAAUCAUGAGUUCCUGAGCUCUGUCGAUUUUUGAAAAAAAGAAAUGCAUAAAUGUCUUGUCUAAUUGGUUUCUAAUACGUUUCACAGCAACGUCUAUCGCUAUCGCCUUUCUUUGCAGUUCUCAUAAUAUUAUUUACUUAAGUGAACCUAUACCAGUUUGUAAAAAGUAAAUCAACAUAUAUAUACAGUCGAGUCUCGAUAACCCCGUAAAACGAAAAUCGCGAUAAGCCAAUAAUAAUUCU
Molecule: messenger RNA, 885 nt
Organism: Drosophila mojavensis
Lineage: Eukaryota; Metazoa; Arthropoda; Insecta; Diptera; Drosophilidae
Exons: 2
Coding region: 93-620 (175 amino acids)
Source: RefSeq, a predicted model, not a curated record